UUUGGCAUGUAGUAUUGAUUUAGUUUAUAAAAUUUAUAAUUAAAAUUUAAAGGAACUAUCUAGAAAAUCUCAGUUUCUAGCGCAAUUAUAUAAAACAAAAUAUUGAAUUUAGUUUAUUUGAUCGCAUCGGCCCAUCUACGUCCUAUCCAGAAAUAGUUGUAUUUAUUUGGUAACGUUUUUCGAACUUGGGAGACAAGGCUGUUAAGUAGAAUGUCUACAAAAACAAUAGCGGAUCAAGAAAGUACAAUUAAAGAUUCCUUAUUUGAGUUUGUUAAAAAGCAUAUCCCCGAAGCAGAUUUAAAUCUAAUUGAUGAAAUAGUUUUGUCCUAUGUAAUAGCAUUCCUGGAAGAUGUUGGAUCUGACUCCCAGUUUGAUGUAGAAGGUUUUUGUGAAAUGAUGGAGGCUUAUUUUCCAGAAUUUGGAAAUAUUAACCAUAGUAUUGUCUGUGAGUGGAUGUUUGAUUUGGAGGAAAAGUUGAGAAAAAUGGAUGAAUCAGAGGAAAAAAGCCCCAAUCUGGAAAUUAGUUUACCAGAGAUUGUCCCUGCCAAAGUAAAAGUCAGAUCUAAUAGCAAUUCAGAGAGUUUUGAAACUCCUAAAAGGAUUCACAAGCUUUCUGAAAUGAGCGAUGGAGGAUCUACGGAUAGUUCCUGUUGUGAUUUUCCAGAUGAGAUGGAUAUAUUGCAAGAAAUGUUUCCGUCAGUUUGCACUAUUGAGGUGAAACAUUGUCUGGCCAUUGCUGCCGGUGACAUAGAACGUGCCACACAAAUCCUGAUCGAUCGUCAGGAGAAUGGUCAGUGCCUGAGCCAAAACACUACAUUAACGAUUCAAGUGGCCAAACAAACCAUCGACGAUGCCGAAAUUAAAAGCCGAAUUAUCGAGAGAUAUUCUUAUAUCGAUAAGGACGCUUUAAAUAAGGAAUAUCGUCCGGUCGCGCCCAAGGUCGAACCUAAGAAACUGGUCCGCUACCGCGACAACAAGAUCGUCAGCCUCAAAGGCGAGCGCUACACCGAGGUGAAGAAGGGCGACGACGUCGAGGACAUCUCGCUGAAGAAAAACAAAAAGGGCCAAGCCCACUCCCCGUAA
Messenger RNA from Sitophilus oryzae (rice weevil), 1083 nucleotides. RefSeq names its product CUE domain-containing protein 2. The record is from RefSeq and is a predicted model, not a curated record. Gene Ontology annotation, molecular function: ubiquitin binding. Bases 211 to 1083 code for a protein of 290 amino acids. NCBI's taxonomy places the organism in Eukaryota, Metazoa, Arthropoda, Insecta, Coleoptera, Curculionidae. The transcript is spliced from 6 exons.